This is a messenger RNA of Felis catus (domestic cat), 1382 nucleotides long. RefSeq names its product ataxin-7-like protein 3B. Gene Ontology annotation, biological process: regulation of gene expression. The record is from RefSeq and is a predicted model, not a curated record. The transcript has a single exon. Bases 888 to 1178 code for a protein of 96 amino acids. NCBI's taxonomy places the organism in Eukaryota, Metazoa, Chordata, Mammalia, Carnivora, Felidae.
AACAGUUAGCUCUUCAAGAUAAGGCAGCUGGCUUAUGCUGAUAGGAGAGUACCAGGGGCUAGGUCAGAUAUGGAGAAGCAUUGCCAAAAGUAGUCUCUGAGUAUAUUUUGGCCGGAGCAAGGCAGAAUCUAAAUGAAAACCAAGUCAGAAAUACAUGUCUAAAAAGAGGAAGUAGGGGCAUCUGGCUGGCUCAGUUGGUGGAGCAUGCAACUCUUGAUCUUGGGGUGGUGAGUUUGAGCUCCACUUUGUCCAUUUGCCAAGCCUAUGCCACCAGGUGGGGUGCAAGACAAAGGGCUCUGUUCAGCAAAAGGCUGAAGAGGAAGUAAGGGGCAAGAGUGCAAAGGAUGAGAAGUUCAAGAGCUAGCCUUUGCAAGAAAGCAGUAUCUAUAGGAAAGUCCUUUUUCUGGGCACCACUCUAUAUCGUUGCUUACAAUGUUGGCCUAAAUAGUUGUAAUCUUAAUUAUUUUGGCCCCUUUGCACAUAGCCUUAAAUCAUAAGCAUUUCUCACGUUGUUAUGUUGUCUUCAUGACUACUUGUGUUUUCAAAGGCUGCUUUAUUUUUAAUAAAAUGAAAAUCAAAAAUAAUAUUAAAAAAAAAAGCUUUGGGGGGUCGGGCUGUGUGUGCAUGGAGACUGUCUGGUGUUGAAUCCUGGGCCAGCCCCAGCUCAAAGUCCCAGACCCAGGGGACACCAGAAGAAGCUAAAGGACUUGAGGUUCAGGAGCAGUCCUGCUGGCUGCUGCCUCUGCUGCUCUGCCUGGGCCCCUGCCACCUGAGGACUCGGCCCUGACAGCCUCUAGGCCUAGUGUAGCCAGAGGAGCCCUACACGCUGCUGCCUGCCGGUGCUGCUGUAAUAUGAGCACCUUCUCCACAGUUGUUUAGAAAUUAAAAUGAAGGACAGUUCUUUGUCUAACCGAGAUACCAACAAGCUAGAGGCCAUUGCUCAGGAGAUAUAUGUAGACCUAAUAGAGGAUUCUUGUUUGGGCCUCUGCUUUGAGGUACACCGGGCAGUCAAGUGUGACUACUUCUACCCAGAGUUCGAAGAAACUGGCAGCAUGAAGGAUUUUGGCACUCAGCCAGUAGAAGAUAAAGGAGCGUGCUGCCUCCAGCUUUGCUCCCUUCCUGGAGAAUCUGGGAAUAGGCCCGAUCAGCAGCUGCAACGCUCACCCAGAGAAUUCUAGUAGCUGCUCCAUGAAAGAGUCAGAGGGUGACCAGGACAAUAACAUAGACCGGUCCUGUGGUUUGGAGAAGUUAGGUAUCUAAGUAGAAAAAGAAAAAAAAAAAAAAAAUCGGACAAAAAUCCCAAUUUCCCAUUGAAGAUUCCAGCCUUUAAAAACCCAAAGUGGAGGGGUACCUGGGUGACUUAGUCAGUUAAACAGCAGACU